GCACAAACCGCCUUCGCCAUUUACACAUUCCAGUCUUCGCACUUGUAAAAUGCACUCUACGACAUUGGGGUCUAGCCAGCCGCCACUGUACAAUGCGACAUUCGUGGACUACGAGCAACGGUAUUUAAGCUUGCUGCGAACAAUAGCCAGCCUUCAGUGGGUCCGAGAAUCCCUACCUGCUCAUACUAGGUAUUAUGAGAGCCUCAAAAACAAGUUGAAGAAUGAAGAAAUUACGAAAAAUGUACUGGAAUCUAGUGUCCAACAGUCCCGUAAAACAAAUGACUCUACCCGUUUCAAGGAGCUCAUGUCUACGAAGAAAAGUGGAGCUUCAUCUGAUAUAGUCCCGUAUUCGGACCUUAUAGAGCGGUUACAGAAAAGCAAUAACCGCAUUCUGGAUUUGAACGAACAAUUACAACAAGCGAAGCUUAUGCAUGAUGAUAUGCUGGCCAAUAUGAAGGAAUUGAACGGCUGCUGUUCGCAGUUACGAGUGCUAUUUGACCAGGUUCAACUCCGUUUCACUUCCGACGAGGGUAAAAAUUGAAAACGUACUGACCAGCGGAGGCGGUUGCAUUUCAGGUAAUACCUGAACCACUGUCUGAUCCAGCAUACAUCAUCGAGGAGCAUAUGAAAAGUGAGGUCUUAUCUCUGGAAAGUUAUAUACCACAGAUUGAAAGCAAGCUGGAAAAAUGUGUGGAAGCUCAAACAAGGUUGUAUGAAGCAAGAGACUCUAUGGAAACUGCAAUGAAGUCAUUGCCCGGCGCUGCC
Messenger RNA from Umbelopsis ramanniana AG, 765 nucleotides. RefSeq lists its product as uncharacterized. The coding region runs from base 50 to 541 and encodes 163 amino acids. NCBI's taxonomy places the organism in Eukaryota, Fungi, Mucoromycota, Umbelopsidomycetes, Umbelopsidales, Umbelopsidaceae. The transcript has 4 exons. The record is from RefSeq and is a predicted model, not a curated record.